AGUACUAUGAAAUUAAACUGUAGCCAAUUAUCAACCGUUGAAGUUUCAAAUUGAACACUGUUGUCUAUUUUGUCGGUUAAAAACGUUGUCAGUCGAAGAUGGUUUUUCAAACUCGCAGGAAGUAACGAAUAUUAUUAAGUAGUAAAUUUUUUCAUAUUGAAUCAUUUUACUGUUAACUGUGGCAUUCACUGACUACCAAACACUUCGUGGGUCCAUACAACUUACGGAGGAUAAAAAUUUGGUUCUACAUUUUAACGGAUAAAUAGUAAGCCCUGAAAUAUUUAAUUGAUUGUUUAUCAUUUUAUCAUAACUUGGACUAUAAAAGAUGUCAGCAGACUAUGCAUAUGAAACAAGCGGUCCACAGUGGGUGGAUUUGCAAGAAAUGAUGAACCAUGAUAAUUCAACAAAUGACGAUUUUUUCGAUCGCACCCAUGACAGUCUUGAAGCUUCUCCUGUUCGACAAAAAACUCAACUCAGAAAAUCAACAAGGCUUCAAAAUAAAGCUUCGUCAAGCGUGAAAAGUUCUGAAGUAAACGACCAAAAUAAAUCGGAAUUGCAAUCAGAAUUCAUCGAUGAUAUCGAUAAUAUUUGCAUUACUCCUUUAAAAUUAAAAUCACCAAAUAUGAAUAAUAAAAAAAUGUACCAAAAAGAAUAUAAUGUUAAUGAUAUUCUUAGUGAUGCUAUGGAAGGAUUAAAAUUGGCUUCUUCUCUUAAGAAACGUCCAAAACCUCAGAAUAUGAAUAAACCAAUUUGUCCAAAGAUUGAAAUAAUUCCAGAUACUCCUACUCGAGGAGAAACUCCUGUUAUAAAAUCUCUCUAUGAAGUAACUGUAAAUAAUCAAAAUCAGAUUUCUAAUGAACAAACGCCUGCUAAAAGGAUAAUAAAGAUUCGUGGAAAUGUUUGUAAUAAAAAAAAUGAUGUAUCUUCAAAUAAUAUAAGUAUUAAGAAUGAAAAGUUGAUAGAUAGUUCGAAAGCUAAGAAUUACUAUCAGAAAGUGAAUGAGACAAAUGAAAUUAAUAUGAACUUGGAGAAUAAAAUGUCAGAAGAACUAGAGAAUAUCAAAGAAAAUAUUCAAAGUGAAAAUAUAAUCACAAAAAAUAAAAAUUUACGAGUUUCUGACUGUUACAGUUCUAUAAAAAAUGCAGAUGAAAAUCCUACUAAAAAAAAAUUAAGGAUCUGUCGUUCAAUGCAUCAAAACAUUCCUAUUAAUCGAACUCCAAUUUUCAACUUAAGAACAAGUCCUUGCACAAUGGAUUUAAAACAAUCGAAAAUACCGGUUUAUAAACUUGACUGCUCAGAUGAUAACGUUUCAGAAAUCCAUGAGAAUAUUAAUUUAGAAAAUAAAGAAAUUAUUUCGAAUACGUUGCAAAAUAAAAGCUUCGAAAAUAGACCAGAAAAUAUAAACUCUUUAGAAUCUAAAAAAGAUGAUUAUAAUGAAGAGAAACUUCCAAAUAUUAAUGAGGUUAAUGAGGAUCAGCAAAUAAACAUUCCUGAAAUUGAAUCAUCAGCUGAUAAUGAUGAUUAUGUUGAAACAGAAUUUCAACCUUUUGAUGAAUUUAGCAAAUCUCUUGAUGAAGAUGAAAACCAAUAUAAAGUUUUCAAAUCUCAGUAUACUCAAAAGACCUUGGGGAACAUUAAAAAACCCACUAUAUUGACUGGUCAAGCUCGUAGAAAUAGCAUUCAAAUGAAAAAUAUUCUUAAUCGUCAACGAUCAAAUAAAUAUGUAAGUUUAGCAGAAGGUGUUAAAGCAUUCCAACGUAGUACGCCAACACGGUUUCAUACUGUGAGCAAAAAUACAGAAAGAGUUAAAAAACCAAAAGUAAUUCAAAAAACGACUCAACAAGCUUUCAAACGAACAAUUCCAGUUUCUCCAAAUUGGCAUUCCAAAAUGCGAACAAAAAAAAUGGUACAAGAUCAAAACCAGGAAAAACAGACAAAUGCAAAUAAAGUUACGGUUCAAAAGAGACCUAUAACUACUUAUAAAGGUUCUAAACCUCAGACUGAAAUUUUGAAGAAACGUAUUACUAUUCCUAAACCGUUUAAUUUGUCUGAACCUAAAAAGAAAACGGAAUCAUCUCAACCACCUCAAGUGAACACAUCUAAACCUAAUAAAACAGCAUCUCAAAAGCCUAACAGUCAAAAAGUUGAAACUCAAAAAAUUUUACAUUCCAGCAUACCAGUUUCAAGAGACUUUAAUACUUCAUCAAAAUUAGAGCCUAAAAAAACAAGAACUCAACAAGUUCCAUUUCAAUUCGAUCAACGAAAUAAAAAGGAUUUAAUUGAAAAAGAAAAGAAAAUGAAAAAGUUGAAAGAUGAAAAAUUGAAAAUUAAUGAAAAAAUAUCAUCGAUUGCUAUUAACAAAACUAAUAAUAAAGAUUCUAAAAAUCAAAAAGAAAAUGGGAUCAAAACUAGUUCUCAUAUAAAAAUGAUGCCAUUCAGUUUUGAAAAACGAGAUAGAUUAUUGGCAAAGAAAAAAGAAGAAAUGAGGAAGAAAAUUGAGGAACAAGAAAAAAAAGCAAGAGUCUUCCAUGCAAACCCAGUACCUAAUUUCAAGCCAAUUCCAGUGAAAGUAUCGUCAAGGGAAAAUUUAAAUUCUAAUAAAAAUUUCUUAAGAACUAAGUCUGCAGAAAAUGUUAAAUCUAAAGAUCAUGUAAACGAAUCGAAUGUACUUCGUACACUAUCUCAUGAUAAUUUCAAAUAUUGUAGACAGCAAAAUUCAAAAGGAACAAUUCCGACCCAAAAAACACAACUAACUGGAUCAUCAUCAUCAUUAAAUGUUGGUGAACAUAAUAAAGUAACUGACAUGCCUAAAUUGAAGCCAAAAUUAAAACCAAUUGAAUUACAUAGUGAAAGACGAGCAAGACUUCGCCGAGAAUAUGAACAAAAAUUGAAAUUAAAAUUCGAACAAGAAGAAGCACGUCGUCGACGGGAACAAGAGCUCAAACUGGCAAAGGAACAAGAAGAAAUAGCUCAAUUACGUAAACAGGCUGAACAUAAAGCAAGACCUGUGCCUGUCUACAAAUCACUUGUAAUUGCCAAGUCAACAAGACCUAUUACUGAACCUCAAAGUCCCGCUUGGACGCAAUCACGACGUUAAUUUCUUAUUUUCGUUAUAUUUAAGUCAAAUAUACUUAUAUUGUUUGUGAAACAAUUAUCUUAAAUAAUAAAUAUUUGCAAAAUACAUUUUAAAAA
Chelonus insularis is the source of this 3192-nucleotide messenger RNA. RefSeq names its product targeting protein for Xklp2. The transcript has 3 exons. The record is from RefSeq and is a predicted model, not a curated record. NCBI's taxonomy places the organism in Eukaryota, Metazoa, Arthropoda, Insecta, Hymenoptera, Braconidae. The coding region runs from base 326 to 3097 and encodes 923 amino acids.